AUCCGACUGACUGGCAGCUUUACGUUCUUGCACUUUCCGAGCCAUCUCUCCUCCCUACUACCUGAGAUCAAUUGAGCCAUACAACAUUCCUCUAUCCCCUUGACACCUCUCACAAUGUUCGUUAGAACAGCAUUCAGAGCGGUACAGCCGUUGAAGCGUAAUUUGAUCUCACGAUCGUACGCAACAGAGCCGGCAAAGGGUGGCUCCAACACGCUCGUGCUCGCCGCCGGAGGAGCGGUCGUUGCAGGUGGUGCCGGUUACUAUUUCUUCGCGACCCCGGCAGGCAAGGGCGCCGCACAGAAGGCCGAAGAGAAAGUGAAGGAAGCCGUCAGCGGGCCCGCUAAGAAGGCAUUCGAGGGUGGCGAUCAGGGCUUCUUGUCGCUGCUGCUGGAAGAUGUUGAGACCGUCAACCACAAUACCAAGAAGUUCCGCUUCAAGCUUCCCGAGGAUGGCAUGGUAUCGGGUAUGCAAGUCGCUAGUGCUCUCUUGACCAAGUUCCAGACCGAGGGCGAGAAGCCCGUCGUGAGACCUUACACGCCUACCAGUGAUGAAGAUGCCCAGGGAUACCUCGAGCUCGUCGUCAAGAAAUACCCCAACGGCCCCAUGUCCACACACAUGCACGACAUGAAGCCCGGCCAACGGCUGGAUUUCAAGGGUCCGCUGCCCAAGUACUCGUGGACUGAGAACAAGCACGACCACAUCGCACUGAUUGCUGGUGGUACUGGUAUUACACCCAUGUACCAACUAUGCCGCGCCAUCUUCAACAACCCCAACGACAAGACCAAGGUUACCCUUAUCUUCGGCAACAUCAGCGAAGAGGACAUUCUGCUGAAGCGCGAAUUCGAGAACCUCGAGAACACCUAUCCCCAGAGGUUCCGUGCCUUCUACGUCCUAGACCAGCCCCCUAAGGAGUGGGCCGGCGGUAAGGGUUUCAUCACCAAGGACCUGCUCAAGACGGUCCUCCCCGAGCCUAAGAGCGAGAACAUCAAGGUCUUCGUCUGCGGCCCUCCUGGCUUGUACAAGGCCAUCUCUGGACCUAAGGUGAGCCCUAAGGACCAAGGUGAGCUGACGGGUAUCCUUAAGGAGUUGGGUUACUCUAAGGAUCAGGUUUACAAAUUUUAAGUGGAGUGCAGUGCUUUUGUCGUCGUGUUAGACCUAGAUGUGUGAAUAGAUGGGUAGUCGAUUCAUCACUUGUACUAUGAAGAACCCGCUUCUUGGGGAUCCGGAUUACAAAAAGAGUUGGAUUACUUCGACCUAGUUAAUCACGUUGUAUCCUGUGAUGCUAUGUAUGCUGUCUCUGAUCUAUGCUUAUCUCCUGGCUGGACCUCCCCUGUUUUAAAAUUCACUAAUUUGCUGGUCAGCGCAUUGAAUUAUGUCUACAUAAGUACAAUACUUACAUAUCUGUAAAUAAAGUAAAGCCUCUAGGUCCA
Messenger RNA from Pseudomassariella vexata, 1430 nucleotides. RefSeq names its product NADH-cytochrome b5 reductase. NCBI's taxonomy places the organism in Eukaryota, Fungi, Ascomycota, Sordariomycetes, Amphisphaeriales, Pseudomassariaceae. The transcript has 3 exons. The record is from RefSeq and is a predicted model, not a curated record. Gene Ontology annotation, molecular function: cytochrome-b5 reductase activity, acting on NAD(P)H. Bases 115 to 1122 code for a protein of 335 amino acids. Gene Ontology annotation, biological process: ergosterol biosynthetic process.